Molecule: messenger RNA, 1296 nt
Organism: Miscanthus lutarioriparius
Lineage: Eukaryota; Viridiplantae; Streptophyta; Magnoliopsida; Poales; Poaceae
Source: the annotation of a GenBank genome assembly
AUGCCUCGCAAAGAUGUCGCCCUCCUCGUUAGUGCUUUCGUAUGGCUCCUGGCGCUCAUUACAGCGCUCGGCAAGGCGAGCGCGCUACUGGACGACGACUGGCCUCCCGAUCCGGCGACGUACCCGCCGGGGCGAGUCGUCGCCAUCGACCUGGGCAACACUAACUCGUGCGUCGCCGGCUACGAGAGCGGCGAGACGACCCAGACCAUGUUCCACCACUGCAUCCCCUCCUGGGUCGCCUUCGCCGCCGAUGGUGCCGUCCUCGUCGGCGAGGACGCCGUGCACCACGACGCUGUCAACCCCGAGGCCGCUGUCUUCGGCUUCAAGCGCCUCCUCGGCAAAAGAUUCACUCGCGUUUUCGAGCAGGAAUUUGCUAAGAGCGCCAAAGAGAAUCUGCCAUACAAGGUCGUCGAGGAGAACGUGCAGCUUCACAUCGAGGUGAAGACGGCCAAGGACGGCGCAGUCAGGAACGUCGGCGUCGAGCAGCUCACGGCCGUGGUGCUGACCAAGCUCAAGGAGACGGCGGAGGCGCACCUCGGCCACCGGGUGGAGGACGCCAUCCUCACGCUCCCGCUGCAGUUUUCCGACGACGCGUCCAGGUCCGCAGCAGUGUUCGCCGGCAGGCUUGCCGGCCUCAAGGCCGUGAGGGUGGGGCUCAGCGAGCCCGUCGCGGCCGCCAUCGCCUAUGGCCUCAGCAGGAACCUGCGCGACGAGGGCAACGUCGUCGUGCUGCACGUCGGCGGCGGCACGGCUGAGGCGAACGUCAUGACCUUCGUGGACGGUGUGUAUGAAGCCUUGAGCUCGCAGUAUGACCCUUUCUUUGGAGGGCAGGACUUCGACCGGAGGAUCGUGGACCACUUCGUCCAACUGAUCAGGGACAAGCAUGGAAAGGACAUCGCCAACGAUGGCAUGGCACUCAGCAAACUGAGGAUAGCAUGCGAGCUUGCCAAGAAGACAUUGAGCCACCAGGAACAUGCGCAAGUGAGCAUCGAAUGGCUCGUCGACGGCGUAGAUUUGUCAGAGCCACUGACGCGGGCUGAGUUUGAGGAACUGAACCAUGAUCUGUUCCUCAAAGUUGUUGAGAUGGUGGAUAGGGUGGUGUCACAAGCUGAAGUGGAGACCAUUGAUGAGGUGCUUCUUAUUGGUGGAAGCACCAUGAUCCCAAAGGUUAGGGAACUCAUCAGGGACUACUUUGGUGGGACCAAGGCAGUGCUCCAUUCGAGGUUGAAACCAGAUGAGGUGGUCACCAUUGGAGCCGUGGAGUACAGCAAACGACAUGACGCAUUGUGUACGUAG